Molecule: messenger RNA, 1602 nt
Organism: Diatraea saccharalis (sugarcane borer)
Lineage: Eukaryota; Metazoa; Arthropoda; Insecta; Lepidoptera; Crambidae
Source: the annotation of a GenBank genome assembly
AUGGCCUUCUUCGUGUACUCAGUAAUUUUUCUGUGCCUUGUUUCUGUAAACGCGCUUAGUAUAGAAAAAGUGAGUGGACGCAAUAAUGUGACGAAACGUCAAGCCGAAUUUUUCCCUGACUGGGUGCCGUUCAAAAACAAACAUGGUGAUGAAUUGGGAGAGUUUGUUAGUGUGCCCAAAACGAAAUUGAAGAAGCGAUUGGCUCCACCAGUGAAUUUCAUCCUCAGAGCUGUAGCUGAACCUGAAGGUGACGAUUAUUACGACAAGGGUCAAGGAGAAAGUGAUAGUGAUGAUUAUUAUGAGAAAAAAGAGUGGUCAGAUACAAAUCGACCUGCCGAAGCAGUCGAAGGUGAUAAAUCGCUAAAUCAUACGGAUAUAUCUGACAUCGAUGGAGUUGUGAAUAUAAUAACUACAAAACCCGAUAUUGAUGUAAGCAAGAUCCAUAUACCACAUUACAAUAAUAACAAUAAUAAUACGACUACUGAAAAGAAUGAACCCAAGGAUUCAUCGUCAGAUGAAGUAAAAGACAAAGAAACCAAGUCAGUUGAAGUUGAAAACAAUGAAUCUGGUGAGAAUAAGUCCACAGAUAAGAAAUCUGAUAAAAAAUAUGAAGAAGAUGCUGAAUAUGAAGAACCAGAUGUUGAAAAACAAAAACCUGAAAUAUCUGAUGAAGAACAAAGUGAAAACGAUGCAAAGAAAGCCAAAAUACUGGACAGUGUUGAUGAACUUAAAGAAAGACACGCCGAAGAACAACGAGCGAUAUCAGAAAAAGUCAAAGAGGAAGAAAUAUUUAGAGAAGAACAAGAACGCAAUAAUUUAGCACAUAAUCCAGAAGUUGGUAAAUAUGAUAAUCAUGCUGGUCAUAAGAAAAUGUCUGACUAUGAUGAAUAUGAAGAUAAGGAAGAAUCUGUUCAUGAUAAAUAUAAAAUAAAUUCUUUAAAAAACGCAGCGACAACGACUCGCCAACCGAAAAAACCAAAGAAGCUGAAAAACAAAGACAAAAAAGAAGCGGUAGGCAAAUUAUCUGUAUUCAAAAAUCCACAACUUUACAUGAUAUAUGAUGACGAAAUUGCUAAUGAAACCCCUACAACUAAAACGCCUACGACUCAAAUGUCUACAUCCAAAAAUCCUACAACGACAUCGAAGCACUCUAGAUUCUCGUCACGUUAUGCAACUACUACCGUGAUACCUGACAUUGAAGAAAACGUCCGCAUAUCAUUAGUACCUCAAGACGAAGGCAAAGAAGGUGAACCAACUCUCUUUUUCCCUAAAACCCGAAAGAACAAGCGAAGACGCAAAAAUAAGAAAACAACUCCUGAACCCGACUCAUAUGUAGCUGAGACAGUAAAAGAUAAAGGUCUAACAACCGCUCCAGAAUUCCCAACAACUGCAACUGGUCCUGAUAAUACCGCAACAGGGUCUGACAUCACAGGAACAGGGCUUGAUACAACAGGAGCAGAUACGGUUACAACUGCUCAAGAAUCUGCGCCUACAGCAGUAAGUGACGCGGUGCCAGCUUCAAGUGAUCACAAGGGCCAUGGAAGUAAAAACGGAAAUUACAAAAAAGGUAAGUCUGAUAAAACCAAUACUUUAACUACUUAA